Molecule: messenger RNA, 387 nt
Organism: Mucor velutinosus
Lineage: Eukaryota; Fungi; Mucoromycota; Mucoromycetes; Mucorales; Mucoraceae
Exons: 1
Coding region: 1-387 (128 amino acids)
Source: RefSeq, a predicted model, not a curated record
AUGACUAUCAUUGGCACUCUCCCAUUUUUCAGCCUUUUUUCAUCACAAUCCAAGCCUGACCGUAUUCGCAAGAGUAUCGGUCCCAUCUCUACUGUUCUUAAGCGUCAACCAUUCUCAUCAACAUCUCAGCGUGCUCUUCCUAAAUCAUCAAGCUAUUAUCAAUACAAAGAUGCUGGUGCUUCCAAUGCUAAUAGCAGUAAAGGCCCUGAAGUAGUAACCGAGAAUUCAAUUCUUAGCAACUUUCCAAGACCUAAUUUGAUGCCAACACUUCAUUUCUCACUGUUUGGAGGCUAUCAAUCACCUACUGAAGGCGAUCAAACCAGAAGAUCUGCUUCACAAUGCAACAAUUGUUCUGGACCCCAUUCAACUGAUUUCUGCCCUUGCUAA